Drosophila kikkawai is the source of this 709-nucleotide messenger RNA. RefSeq lists its product as uncharacterized. The record is from RefSeq and is a predicted model, not a curated record. Lineage: Eukaryota; Metazoa; Arthropoda; Insecta; Diptera; Drosophilidae.
UUUGUUACGUAUAUAAAUUUAUAAGUCAAGUCAGUUGUUUUUAAUUUUCGUUGCCUCAAAAUUCAACCUCCUGAUAUCGAAAUGACUUCUUUGGUCCCAAUCCUUUUGGCAAGCUUCGUACACUUGACGCUACAUACCACGCUCUUCAUCCAGCUAGACCCAGAAGUCUUUCGGAAUACUCCCAUUUUGGGCAGCCAGUUGUUCUAUCUCGCAGUGUUGGAUCUGCUUUUCCACUGCCAGGUGAUACCAGGGCAUUGGAAUUCUUUGCCUUUGUGGGCCAAGGCCGUUUUGGAGUCUAUAGCUGUAAUUUUGAUCAGCGAAAUGGCCUUGGCAGUGGUAUGGAUCAGCAUGGAAACGUAUCUCAUUGAGCUGAUUACCGGGCUCACUGCUGCAUCGGGACUCUCCAAUGCAUCCAGCCUCCUUUCUGAAAGACUUAUCUUGGAAAUCAUCACCGUUAUGCUUAGUGUUGCAUUUACGGUGGUAGUGGCAGUGUUCACAAAUCAACCGUCCAACGUGCAACAAAUUGGUCGCAAGAUUGGGAGUCUGUCAAGUUGCUUUGUUCACCAGCAAUGAUCAAUAUAUUGAAUUUAGUGGAUCAGAGUAACAGGAUUAUGUCUUUAUUUUGUAAGCUUGAAGCUAAAACUUUGUAUAUUUAAAAUACCCUUAUGCAGACUUAAUAAAUUAUUACUGUAAUGUUUUCCAGAAUAAA